AUGGUUUUGUCAAAGAUUGCUACCCUUUCUACCUUCCUGGCCUCUGCCUCUCUGGUCGCAGGUCAUGGCUUCGUCUCUAGUAUCCUAGCCGACGGCCAAAACUAUACCGGCUACAUCGUCAACUCUUACCCAUACAUGAGCGACCCCCCAGAGAGCGUUGGCUGGGCCACAACCGCCACCGAUCUCGGCUUCGAAGACGGCACCGAAUACCAAGACCCAAACAUCAUCUGCCACCGCAACGGCACCAACGCCGCCCUCUCAGCACCCGUAACCGCAGGCUCGGAUAUUGAAAUCCAAUGGACAACCUGGCCAGACUCCCACCACGGCCCGGUCAUCACAUACCUCGCCUCAUGCAACGGUGAUUGCAGCACAGUCGACAAGACCACGCUGGAGUUCUUCAAGAUCGAUGAACUCGGUUUGAUCGAUGAUACUACUCCCCCCGGUAGCUGGGCUACUGAUCAGCUCAUUGCUGCUGGGAACCGCUGGACGGUUACUAUCCCUAGUAGCAUUGCGUCGGGGAGCUAUGUGAUGCGUCAUGAGAUUAUUGCUCUGCACUCUGCUGGGAACCAGGAUGGGGCGCAGAAUUAUCCUCAAUGCUUGAACUUGGAGGUUACUGGGGGUGGUAGUGCCGUGCCGGAGGGUACUCUUGGAGAGGCUUUGUAUACUGAUACUGACCCGGGUAUUCUGGUUAACAUUUAUACUGCGCUGAGUAGCUAUACUAUCCCCGGACCGGCGCUGUACAGUGCUUAA
Molecule: messenger RNA, 750 nt
Organism: Penicillium cataractarum
Lineage: Eukaryota; Fungi; Ascomycota; Eurotiomycetes; Eurotiales; Aspergillaceae
Product: AA9 family lytic polysaccharide monooxygenase
Exons: 2
Coding region: 1-750 (249 amino acids)
Source: RefSeq, a predicted model, not a curated record